AUGAAAUACGAAGAAUAUUUACUGAUCUACAGAUUCUUCGGCGUCGCCGGCAUCACCAGAUACACCGCUUGCGACGCGCAAAUGCAAUCACAUCGGAGUACGGAAGCGGAAAUCCAUCGCCUACAACUUUGUACAGUACAUACAAUCCUAAUCUGGAUGACUCAGAAUCGGAUUCGUGGACCGCCGAGUAUGAGCGAUCACAACAUAUCAAGGAGUUGGAAUGCAAGCUACGAGAACAAAAGAAAAAACUAA
Messenger RNA from Gongylonema pulchrum, 252 nucleotides. The record is from the annotation of a GenBank genome assembly. Lineage: Eukaryota; Metazoa; Nematoda; Chromadorea; Rhabditida; Gongylonematidae.